CGCAGUGGGCAGGGCCGGCUAAGACGAGCCGGACCGGGCCAGACCGGGCCGUGCCGGGCAGCGCAGCCUCGGCCCCCCCGCAGUAGCUCAUGCGCAAUCGCCCGGGGUGGCGGCGCGGCGCGAGCAUGGCGCCGCGGGUGCUGCCGCUGCCCAGGCAGCAGUCCUUCUGCCCACCCACCGUCCCCAACCCCUUCGUCCAUCCGCGCCGCCUGAGCGCCGGGGACAAGCUUCGGACUGUCCUCCAGGGGAUUAUCUUACUACCCCUCCGUGCUAUAUGCAUUGCAAUCCUUUUACUGCUAGCAUGGCUGUUUGCAUCAAUCGCAACUUUCCGACACCCUGGAAAAAGAUCUGUGCCACUUAAAGGAUGGAGAAGGAGGAUGAUUCAGACCACCCUCUCAUGCCUAACUCAUACCUUGUUCUUCACAAUGGGUUUCCAAGUGAAAGUGAAAGGGAAAGUAGCAAGUCUGCUGGAAGCUCCAAUCUUUGUUGCAGCUCCUCAUUCAAGCUUUUUCGAUGCCAUUAUUUCUGCUCUAACUGGAAUGCCAUCAAUAGUGACUAGAGCAGAGAACCUGUCAGCUCCAGUACUUGGCACAAUUUUAAGUUCCCUUCAGCCUGUGGCAGUUUCUCGUCAAGACCCUGAUUCUCGCAAGAACACAGUCACUGAGAUAACUAAGCGGGCAUUAUCAAGAGGCCAGUGGCCACAGAUACUGAUUUUCCCAGAAGGCACCUGCACAAACCGGUCUUGCCUGAUCACCUUUAAACAAGGUGCAUUUGUUCCACGAGUCCCUGUACAGCCUGUGUUGCUCCGAUACCCCAACAAGCUGGAUACUGUGACCUGGACAUGGCAGGGCUACUCACUAAAAGAGUUGUGCAUAAUGACACUCUGUCAGCUCUUCACAAGAGUAGAAGUUGAGUUCCUUCCUGUACAUGUUCCUACUGAAGAAGAAAAGAAUGAUCCCAUUCUUUUUGCCAACAGAGUCCGUCAAACCAUGGCAACUGCUUUGAAUGUGCCAGUCACUGAUCACACUUUUGAAGACUGCAGACUGAUGAUUUCAGCAGGACAGCUGACUUUACCCAUGGAAGCUGGGCUCGUGGAGUUCACCAAAAUUAGCAAGAAGCUCAACCUGAAAUGGAACCAUGUCAGAGAGCAGCUGGAUACUUUUGCUGCUAUUGCAAGUGCUUCCAAAGGGGGAAGAAUUGGAAUUGAGGAGUUUGCAGAGUACUUGAAGCUGCCUAUUUCAGAUGUCCUUAAAGAGUUGUUUCUGCUCUUUGACAGGAAUGGAGAUGGCACCAUUGACUUCAGGGAAUAUGUCAUUGGUUUGUCUAUUCUUUGUAACCCAGCCAACACAGAAGAGACUAUUCAGAUGGCAUUUAAGCUCUUUGACAUGGAUGAGGAUGGCACUAUAACAGAAGAUGAGUUUGCUGCUAUCAUUCAGUCAGCUCUAGGGGUGCCUGAGCUUGAUGUUUCUGUGCUCUUUAAAGAAAUAGAUGCAGAUGAGACUGGGAAGCUGUCCUAUGAUGAGUUCAAGAACUUUGCACUCAAGCAUCCAGAAUAUGCCAAGUUAUUUACUACAUACUUAGAGCUACAAAGAUACCAGUCGGAUAUGUUGGAGGAGGAUGACACAGAGUCACCUGAAGUCAAACACAGUCCAGUUAGGAGUACAAUCCUGGUCUCAGAAACAACACCAAUCACAGGAAAUAAAGUCUGUCCUGAAGGUAGUGAAGAGGAUAACUCAAGUACCUCUGACAAAAAGGAUGACUGAGUUAAAGAAUUCAUCUAUUGAAUUCUGCCUAUUAAUAAGCACAAUUGAUAUAGAGGUGGAAGUUACAAUUGAAGGGAAAAAAAUGUUUUAUUUUACUUUUAUUUCAGGAGGAUUUAUUCCUGUUUGAGUGUAAGGGGAAAAACUGUAACUAUCGGGUGUCAGCAUCACAGUACUGGGAAUGUUGCUCACUAUCUUCCAACUUUGUGCUCCCACAAAACUAAUAGGUGUGCUAAGAGGGAUAGGAGGCUCCAGCACUGCAGUGACCUCUCAGGAUGAAGACUGAGGAGUCUGCAUGUGUAAAACCAAGUGGAGAUUUUGGUGCUGCUCAAUUCCUCUAUAUUCCCAAUGUGUCUUAAGGGAAGAGUGGUGCCAAAGUAUUUUUAUUUGCAGUAUCCCUUUCUCAAGUUUCUGAGACACAAAUGAGUUACAAAAAGCUAAAAGCUGAAGCUGGUGUUUGCAUUUAAUUGUCCUUAGAUUUCCCGUAACUACUUGUGCACUAUAAAGCCUAAGCUUCUAAACAAGAUGUGCUGAUUGACUGAUGUUAACAGCAGCAGCUUUAGGCUUAGAGGCUAGUUAGAGAUGGAAAUGGCUGCACUUCUAACAGCAAAAACCUAAUGAGAAGUUCAAGACAGCAGCUCAGAGUCUACAAGAAAACACAGACAAGACGACCCAGGAAUAAAUGCACUAUUUCAAAACAAGCAGAAUGCUGUUUACAGUAGCCACUGCAGGAGGAACAUUUCAAAAUUCAGCAUAUUUUUAUUCUAGUAACUAUCAACACAGGGACGUGACCUUACUCUGCAAAACUUAGCGAGGCAAAUAUGCUGUCCAGCCAUAGGUCUAGUAGUCAGUAUCUCUGUAAAGUUGUCUCCUAGAAGCUGUGUGUGCACUACUGUGCCAUUACUCAAUGUGUUCUUAGGGUAUGACUCAAAACCAAGCUCUUUCUAGUCAAUGAUUUGAGUAUGCUUUGCCUCAGUCCCCUCUAGUGCACUGGAAAUUGGGCUUUUACCUUUUUCUAUCCUUUAUCUGAAUGCACUUUAUACAGUAUUUAAAAUACAUAGAUAUUUAUGCAGAUACUUGGGGGGGGGGGGGGAUUUGGAAAGAGUGGAGGGAUAGAAUAUUUUCAAAUUAAAAAUGAGAUGAGCAAAGUCUAGAAUGUCUAAUACCAAAAAGAACCAAUUUGCAGCAGGUGUGAAAUGAUAACCUCUACCUCCAAGUUGCUGCUUGCACUGUCUGGCUGCAAGCUCAUUGCCACGUUUAACCUUUCUGUGUUUAUAAUUGUGCCUAUCUUGAUGUUUCAUGUGCUUAAAAUAAAUCUAUAUUUUUAAAAGA
Molecule: messenger RNA, 3092 nt
Organism: Pogoniulus pusillus (Red-fronted tinkerbird)
Lineage: Eukaryota; Metazoa; Chordata; Aves; Piciformes; Lybiidae
Gene: LPCAT2
Product: lysophosphatidylcholine acyltransferase 2
Exons: 14
Coding region: 90-1763 (557 amino acids)
Cellular component (GO): endoplasmic reticulum
Molecular function (GO): lysophosphatidic acid acyltransferase activity; 1-acylglycerophosphocholine O-acyltransferase activity; calcium ion binding
Source: RefSeq, a predicted model, not a curated record